This is a messenger RNA of Fibroporia radiculosa, 1713 nucleotides long. RefSeq lists its product as uncharacterized. Lineage: Eukaryota; Fungi; Basidiomycota; Agaricomycetes; Polyporales; Fibroporiaceae. Bases 1 to 1713 code for a protein of 570 amino acids. The transcript has 10 exons. The record is from RefSeq and is a predicted model, not a curated record.
AUGCGGGCCUCGGCUGCUUCUGUUGUAUCAACCCUGGUGGCGGUUAUUGGACAGUCUUUGAUUGCAGGCGCUGUCCCAGCUUCAUCUAGUGUCGAUCCAUGUGCGAAGAUUGCGGGACUAGAGUUUGCACCGCCUGCUGACGCGUUAGCAUGUCUGACAUCGUUCCCGUUCAACGAGACUCUGCGUCAGAACGUGUUGGAUGUAGUUUCCAAAGUGUUCGACUUCUACACAUUUGAAGACUAUUACCUCGAGCCUGUACCCGUCUUCGAGCAGCCGGCGGUCUACAUUCGCUCUGAACUCGCUCGUAUCAAUAGUACAUCAUACGAUUCAGAUUAUGCAUUCAACAAGGACCUCUUUGACAUGGUCAACAGCCUGAAUGAUGGACACACGGGUUGGUAUCCCUUCUGCUAUUGGGGCACGUUUCAGAACCUCCUCCCAGCGCCUGUUAUCAGCCUCGAAGUAAAUGGUGUUCAGAACGUCUAUGUCGUCCCCAAUCUUGUCGAUGUCGUCAAUAGCUUGGGCGCUAACUACACCUCCCACUUUGAGUCUAUUGGCUUUGACUGGCAGCGGCUUGCGGGCGCUCUCGUGCUGGAGAUUGGAGGCAUGGACGCGUAUGAUUACGCGGAUUAUGUUGCUGACACCGUUACGGGAAAUUAUAUUGACCAUGGUGUCCGUAUAAAUAGCGUAUUCAGUAGCUAUGAGAUCAACGAGGACAACGAGUUCCAGCAACGAUUUGGAGAUAUUGCUGGGCCGCUAUUCCCGGAUCAGGAGAAUCUUACUAUGACUCUUAUCCCGGUUGGCUCGACGUCCCCAGAAACAGUCACGAUACCGUUCUUGGCGAUAGCGGACACUUAUCCAUUCACAGAUGCAUCAUCCUACUGGGCAAAUAACUGCGCAGCAAAUAAUGAAACAAAUGGUGUCGACUAUCGGACAACUGAAGGAAAGACGGAGAGUGCGCGAACGUAUGCACGAGCGAAUCUUAUGAAGAGCUCAGCACGAGCGGCAUUCCCCUCUCAGCUUGUGCCUGAUCUACCAAUGGUCAAUGGGAGUUCUGGUCAAAUCAAGAAUUUCCUCUUAGACGACAACACCACUGCUGUGAUGUUCGUCGGCUCGUUUGACCCCGACGACUACAAUGGCUUCCAAAACGAUGUCGUCUCAGCAGUGACUCAGUUUAAAGAGGCCGGUGCGACUCGUUUGAUUGUAGAUCUUACUAAUAAUGGGGGAGGGUAUGUCUGUCUUGGAGAAUUUCUGCAUGCAUACCUUGCUGGAUCGAGCUUCGGCUUCCCUGGUUAUUCCACAGCUGUACGCGCCAACACGCUCGCACAGAAGAUUGUAGCUGCCGAUAUCAUGCUGAACAACACCGAAGAGGUUGCAUUCUACGCUCCGGACAACUGGGCUUUCACGAAUGACACUAUAAUGCCAAAUACGUACAACUACAUCACUCCUGAUGUUAACAGUACAAUUGAUGGUGCACUGUACUCCGAGUCCCAACGAUUCUACGAUGUCUGUACGCCAUGGAAUGUCGAGCUGCCAGUGGAUCCACCAUUUGACCUAAACAAUGUCGUUAUUGUUGGCAAUGCCGAUUGCGCAUCGACGUGUGCACAGUUCAGUACUCUCAUGUACGAAAGACAUAACACCAGGGUCGCAGUUUUUGGUGGAAAGCCGGGGGAGGUGAUGCAAUACAAGGGCGAGUCCGUUGGCAUUCUUUCUUAA